CAAAACUUUAAGCCCAUGGAGACCGUGGCAUAAUGGCGGAAAUGUUAUUUGUUGUGUGGGACAUUUUAAUAUAACAUAUUUCUUUAUUUUGAGUUGUUGUUUUGUUAUUUUUAGUGAUUGAAGAAAUUAUAAUUACAUUUAUUAAAAGUGUAGCUGUAUUUAUUGUGUUUGUAUUGGAUCCCAAAAGGAAAAACAACUAGAUUGAGCGACUGAUCUUGCAAGUGUGAUGAGCGCAAUGAGUGCUUCAUCUGGGCUCAUGCCUCUAAGUUUGAUAUCUGAACAUAAGGCUGCACAAGGAGGACCACCGCCGGUACAACCUUUGGCUCGUACUCCUGAAAAGCACUCGCUGGUUCAGGCUCCUAAACCUACGCCUAAUGGAAUGGAACCAUCGCCUCCCCUGAUUCCAUCUCUUCCACCUUCUCAGCCUGAACCUCAACCAAGCCUUCCCUAUGGUGGAAAGAGUGAAACUAUUUGUGAAGAAGACCGAAGUGGAGGAAGUGUUCCUGAAAUUCUGGUUCCUGCUGCUGAACCGGCACCUCCAUCAAUAGGAACCGUCCCAGAACAGCUAUCAGCUGUAGAAGCUGCCGAACUGCCCAUUGUUCCUGAAAUCCCUGUUGCAUUAAAUCAAGCACCGUCCUCGCCUACACCUGCUCCAACACUUCCUUCACAAGCACCAGUACCCACUCUUCCAUCAAAUGUUACAGUUCAACCAACUGAGGCCACAGAAGCCCGAAUAGAGGUAGAACAAGAAUCUUUGCCUCAGCCCGAGGCUGUUCCAUCUCCAGAACCUGCCCAAGUUCCAAUACCUGAUGUUAGUCCAAAGACCGAAGGUGCAGCAGAAGAAAAUCAGGAGUCCAAACCACCGCAAGAACCACAACCAUCUUCCACAACUGCUAGUGCCUCUUUGGAUCCUGCAGACGUCCCUGCAACAUCUCCAACACCAGCUCCAACUACUAGACAGCCUAAACGAACUAAGCAAAAUGCCAAUGUUGGGAAUAGUGAUAAAAAAGUUCCUGCUGCAAUAGAAGAAGAAGAAACAUCUGGUGAUGAUAAAAAAUCAACAAAAAGAAAGAGGCUUCCAACACAACCAUACCAGAGUCCAAUUCCUGAAUUAAAUUUAAUAGCCAAAAUUAGUAAAAUAGACAAAACAACUGUGCCUGGAGAUGAUAAACUGAUUGUGUUUUACAGAAACGAGUUUCUGGCUGUACGUAAUGCUGAAGGAGGGUUUUAUGUCUGCCAAGCCCUGCAAAAUGUGUAUAAAACUUCUAGUAAAAUACGGAUAAGAUGGCUUUCACAGGUCGCUAAUACUGAUCAUUAUUCACCAGAUUUCUAUGAUAAUACAGAAUUUGAUUGCAUAUUAACAAAUUUAAACCUCGAGAGAAUUGAUAAGAACAAAUUCCACCUGCCUGAUGUCGAAGCCCAACGAACUCAAAGUAUUUUGAAACGUGCCAUUGAUGUAGAAAAAGGAAUCGCUCCUCCUGAAGAAACCAGCAUAACUGAGGAGCAUCCAGAUGGACUAGAUCUGUCUCUUUAUCGCAAUGAAGAUCAACUGAAAAAAAGAAAACGAAGCAACAAAAACAAAGGAACAAAAAAGAAAGAAAAAAAAGGGAACAGUGAUAGUGCCCUUAAAAGAAGUAGGACCUCCAGCAGGAAGGUAGUAAAGGCUGAUAGUGAUUCGAAAAAAACAAGUGCUGUGACAGUGCAACAGAGGAGGUUAGGAAGGCCUGCGAAAGUAGAAAAACCAGUUGUACAACGUAUCGUAGCUGCUAAGAAAGUGGGUAGAAGAAAAUUAGCUGGAGCUGCUUCAGCAUCUGUGAAACCAGUCAAGAAAGAAACAAAACCAGCCGUAUCAGUAAAGAGGAAGAGUGAAUCUCAGCCUGUGCCAGUUCCGGAGAAGAAACUAAAAGCAGCAUCAAAAACAAGAAGUGGGGUAGCGGGGGGGCCUAGCGGACCCCAGCAGCGGGCGCGCCGCUCAACCACCAGGACCAAGUAGCAACAGCACCAACGGCCUCACCUAGUCGGUCGCUUCAAAAAUAGGAUUGUUAAAGUCUUUAAAGGGAUUUAUAUUUGAAUGAUAUGUUGAUCGAAUAUAUCAUUUUAGGUAAUAAUGAAAAAAAAAAAAAAAAAAAAAAAUGAAAGUACGAUAAUUGACAUUUAAAUAACAGUUUCAUAUUGUCUCUUUUAAGUAAGUUUUUCUAACAUAUUUGGUGUAUGUACAUAAUAUUAUGAUAUAUUUUGAUAAAUUUAUUCCCUGCACCUAAUGCACCUUUUCCCUGUAAAUGAUUAGUGUGUCGUUGAGAGGGGAGUUAAAAUGUGUACCUUCUCUAUUCGGCAAAUUAUUUUAUUUUGUGUAUUUAAUUAUGCUUUUUUGUUUUAUUUAAGUUGAAAUUUAGUUUUAAUGUGUGAUUUUGCAUAAGUAUGAAAGAGAAAAUAUAUAAUAAAACAAAGAAAUUAUUUAGAAACUAUUAUUAAAAUAAUAUAUUAGUUGUAGUGUUUAAUGAGAGUUUUUUUAUUUCUAGACAAAAUUUUCUAUAUUAUGUUUUCUUAUAUACUAUUGUACCUUAUUGUAUGUUUCAUUUAUUAAGAAAAUAAUGCUGGAGUUAUUUAGGUAUUGUAUGAUAUAUUAAUUACAUGUUUGUUGUCUGUGGUGAGAUAUUCUUCCUUAACAUAAGGAAGUACCUCACCGGGUUCCAGCUUUCUUGGCCAUAGGGAAAAAACAAUCUAGAAUGUACAGAUAGAUCUACAUUUAAUUAUUACUAUUUUAUGUUAUUACCCUAAGUAUUAUAGUGUCUCUUGAUUUGAUUCAUAUAUGUUAUUGACCUUUUUACAACUGGCAUUGUGUGAAUGAAAUCGAAAUAAAUUAAAUACUGCUAACCUUUUUAUAUUCUGACUUAAAAUUUAUAUGAUCGUUUUGUUUUAAUUAUUUAUUUGGGAGUCCUUGUAAAAUUAUAUUGAUAUAAGAUUUAUAUUGUAUAAGAGUAUGUGGGAUAUGAAGUUUUUAAUUCUACUGAUUUCAUUAUGUUUUGUAUGUAUAUUACAUUGAAUCGUUAUAGGAACUUUGCAAUGGGAUUUAAAUACUGAAUAUUAUCAUGUUACUCUUUCAAUGGGAAAAAUGUACUAAUAAUUAUUUUUAAAAAUUAGAUUCUUUGUAAUUUAUACAUACAUAUAUUAAUAAAGCAUUAAAUCACUACAUGUUUAUAUGUAUGUACUAUACAUAUUAUAUAUAAAUUACAUAUAGAUUUAUCAGAAGUACAAAAUAUAUACAUGUGAAUAUAUAUAGUGAAACAGUGGAAAUGUUUUCAGGCUCAUAAUUUAGUUUUAUAUGUUUGGAAAAUUUUAUCAUUACUUUAUCAAUGUACAGUUAUAAUUAAAGUCUACGAAGAAAAAGAAUUGUUAGCCCAAAACAGUAUCUUUUGUUCCCAUCUCAUCACUGUAAAAGAAUAUAAUUUGUUGU
Messenger RNA from Nezara viridula (southern green stink bug), 3454 nucleotides. The record is from the annotation of a GenBank genome assembly. NCBI's taxonomy places the organism in Eukaryota, Metazoa, Arthropoda, Insecta, Hemiptera, Pentatomidae.